UGGGCAGCAACAUUUUUUGACAUUGCAGUUUUCUUCUCCCUCCCUUCUCAGUAUUUUACUCCUCCUCAACCAUUAACAUCGGCCAGAAAUAUCGGCUCCAGUAUAUACAUCGGCCAGCCGAAUUCUUCUUCCCUCAACCGUGUUCUAUCGGGUUCUCUCCGUCUAUGGACCGAUUCCGAUCACCAAUAACAACACGAGCACGCCCUUGGUUUCAUUUCUUUUGGUGCCUUUUGUUUUAAAUAAUUUUAGUUCGAUUUUGAUUAGUUUGGUAUUAGACGUGAAUUGAUUUUUUCAUAAUAUAUUGAUGUCUUAUUUGCUAGAUUAUUAUUACACCUAUAACUUAUCGUUUUGGUGAUGAAAUUAGUUAAGGUUUGAGAUUGGAUUUGGCCGUUUGGGUUUUGCCAAUCAAUUUUUUUUCAUUUUUUUUCUUUGUUUGAUGCAUUCAGUUUAGUAAUACUGUCUCAACCCAGAAUGAAAAAAAUCAGUGUAAUCAUGUUCAAUCUCAUUUAUCCAAAUUCCAAAUUUGUUCAACAUCAAAUCAAAUAAAACCCCCAAUGUGAAAAAAUUAAUUCACUUUUCCCAGUGUUCUCAAGACAUUUCAUACUUUCCCCACUUGGAAACAGAGGCAGAGUAGUAUUCUACUUUCCUGUUUCCCUGUUCGCCCGUCUCCGCCCACAGGUCUUCUUCCGCCGCCACCACCACCAGUCAAAGCAGAAAACGAAUAAAAUUCCAAGCAUUUCUGUCCCUUCUGCACACAGCCAAAAAAGCAGCAAUCAGAAGAAGAAACAAACAACCGACGCUGAAGCCAUGGUGAUUCUGGUGGUGGCAACAACCCUUGAUCCGGCAUCCAUAAACCCGGCCAAAGCCCUCUUGGCUAUGCCCGGUUGGAAUCAACCGGGCCCAACUUUCGAUGGCAUUAGGAGUUACAGCUUCGGGGAUAAAGUCAGGUUGUUGGAGCACGACAGCAGCAUCAUUGAUGAGGAUGAUUUGGACCUGCGUUGGGAAAUAGCCACCGGCGAAACCGUUGAUGAGGUUAUUUUUCUUAGCAAGCACAAAGCCGUCUCCAAUCGCCCUGCCCUCACUAUCCACCCCAUUGGAAUUCCACAUUUGAAAGAAGGGGAUGAAGUUCCACAAGGAGGGCGGCCAGGAUGGGCAGCUCCUCCCAGUCCUAAGAUGGGUCCUUGGCUCAUUCUUUUGAAGAAAAUCGCUCAAUCUCAUAACCUCCUUCCUGAAUUUGAGAUUACGUUGGAGGCUACUCAUCAUGGCCCUGUAACUACUAAGCCCACAAUGUUUAUUGAGAUUGGCAGUACCGAAGAUUACUGGAAGAGAGAGGAUGCAGCUCAGGUCAUUGCUCAGUUAGUAUGGGAGGGACUUGGGCUUGGAGAAGGUGCUUCUGUUGGAAAUUGGAGCAGUGAGACUGAAAGGAAGAAAGUCCUUCUUGGAAUCGGUGGAGGGCAUUAUGUGCCUCGGCAUAUGGAUAUUAUCAUGAAAGAUGGUCUUUGGGUGGGCCAUCUCCUAUCUGGAUAUUCAUUACUAAUGGAAGAACCAGGCCAAUCAAAAGGAAAAGUAAGUCCUGAAAGCAUUGGAGGGACUUGGAAAGAAGCAAUCAAAGUUGCUUUUGAUGCCACCAAAGCUUCUUUCCCUGGUGGCGAAAUUUUGGCACAUCUCGAUCAUAAGAGUUUCAAGAGCUGGCAAAAGAAUGCGAUAACUGAUUAUCUAGGUCAACAGAACAUCAAAAUUGGGAAGCCUGCGGAUUUCUGUUGAUUUCGAAGAUUGCAGUUGGCUAAUUUCGCCUCCAUUUGGUGAAUGCUUAGAAGGCUUAUAUCCCUAUUGUUCCAGUAUCAUUUUUUGGACAGAAAUGAAAGGAAGAAAAAAGUUGGUUUUAGAAAGGUAGUUAGUUAGCACAUAUAUUAGAAUAAUGAAAUUUGUGUUUCAUCGCCAUUUUACAUACACGUACAGGCAGACCAAUUCCAAAGGAUGAUUAUAUAUCUGUCCUCUGUAACUUGACAAAUAUUAAUUAAUAGUAUUAUAAUAGGUAGACUAGUUUGAUACAUCAAACUCUCAAGAUAUAAUUUAGUGGACAAAUACAAUGUCCCAAUUCAUGCGUAAUCGACAAC
Molecule: messenger RNA, 2117 nt
Organism: Oldenlandia corymbosa var. corymbosa
Lineage: Eukaryota; Viridiplantae; Streptophyta; Magnoliopsida; Gentianales; Rubiaceae
Source: the annotation of a GenBank genome assembly